Molecule: messenger RNA, 1050 nt
Organism: Lachancea nothofagi CBS 11611
Lineage: Eukaryota; Fungi; Ascomycota; Saccharomycetes; Saccharomycetales; Saccharomycetaceae
Source: the annotation of a GenBank genome assembly
AUGAAACAUGACGAUAACGAUGGCGAGAGUCGUGUACCGUCAAAAAUUCAUAAAGUGGACAAACUGUCAGCGCACUACAUCUUGAGAUCAGGACUUGCAGGCGGAGUGGCAGGAUCCUGUGCCAAAACUUUGAUUGCACCUCUGGAUAGGAUCAAGAUUUUAUUUCAAACGUCUAACCCACAUUACCUGAAGUAUUCUGGGUCAAUGCUAGGACUGGUCCAAGCGGGUGUUCACAUUAAGACUCACGACGGAAUUCGAGGUUUUUACCAGGGACACUCGGCUACACUCAUAAGGAUUUUCCCUUAUGCCGCCAUCAAAUUUAUUGCAUAUGAACAAAUACGACACUUCAUGAUACCAUCAAACGACUACGAAACGCAUACGCGUCGGCUGUUAAGCGGUUCGCUUGCGGGUCUCUGUAGUGUUUUUAUGACCUAUCCCUUGGAUCUCAUUAGGGUUCGAUUAGCAUAUCUCACAGAUCACAAGCGCAUCAAAAUGUGGCCUGUUAUCAAACGUAUUUAUUCUGAACGGGCUUCGGAUUCACUCACAUCAAAGCCUUUCGUACCUGAAUGGUUUGCUCAUUGGUGCAAUUAUUAUCGCGGUUUCACCCCCACCAUUUUGGGUAUGAUACCAUAUGCUGGUGUGUCCUUCUUCGCCCAUGACUUGUGUGGCGACAUUUUGAGAAGCCCUCUGAUAGCACCGUACUCAGUCUUAAAAAUGUCCGACGAAGAGCUGGAUGUGCAUGCAAAACAAGCUUACAAUAGGCCCUUGAAGACAUGGGCUGAGCUAAGUGCGGGUGGCUUGGCAGGCAUGGCAGCACAGACUGCGUCAUACCCAUUUGAGAUUAUCCGGCGUCGGCUUCAAGUGAGCGUUGUUUCACCAACUGCUAUUCAUGAUUUCCAAUCGAUACCUGAUAUGAUUCGAGUAAUAUACAUGGAACGGGGUUGGAGAGGGUUUUUUGUUGGGUUAAGCAUAGGAUACAUCAAGGUUACUCCGAUGGUUGCAUGCAGUUUUUUCGUUUACGAAAGAAUGAAAUGGUAUUUGGAGAUUUAA